AUGUCGGAAGGAAAGGACAAGAGCGCCAACCCCAUGCGCGAGCUGCGCAUCCAGAAGCUCGUGCUCAACAUCAGUGUCGGCGAGUCUGGUGAUAGACUGACCCGUGCUGCGAAGGUGCUUGAGCAGCUGAGCGGUCAGACUCCGGUCUACAGCAAGGCCCGUUACACCGUCCGUACCUUCGGUAUCCGCCGUAACGAAAAGAUCGCCGUCCACGUCACCGUCCGUGGCCCCAAGGCCGAGGAGAUCCUCGAGCGUGGCCUGAAGGUCAAGGAGUACGAGCUCCGGAAGCGCAACUUCUCCGAGACCGGUAACUUCGGCUUCGGUAUCAGCGAGCACAUCGAUCUGGGUAUCAAGUACGACCCCGGUAUCGGUAUCUACGGCAUGGACUUCUACUGCUGCAUGACCCGCCCCGGUGAGCGUGUUGCCAAGCGCCGCCGCUGCAAGGCCCGUGUCGGUUUCCAGCACCGUAUCAACCAGAACGAGACCGUCAAGUGGUUCAAGAACCGCUUCGACGGCAUUGUCCGGUAA
Messenger RNA from Aspergillus campestris IBT 28561, 528 nucleotides. RefSeq names its product 60S ribosomal protein uL5. The transcript is spliced from 4 exons. The record is from RefSeq and is a predicted model, not a curated record. Lineage: Eukaryota; Fungi; Ascomycota; Eurotiomycetes; Eurotiales; Aspergillaceae. Gene Ontology annotation, cellular component: cytosolic large ribosomal subunit; ribosome. Gene Ontology annotation, molecular function: structural constituent of ribosome; RNA binding. Gene Ontology annotation, biological process: translation. Bases 1 to 528 code for a protein of 175 amino acids.